AUGGCGGCCGUCGCUGGCGUGGCCCCCGCCUACCGCGCGGCGGGCAUGGGGCUGCAGGAGGUCCCGAGCCUGGAGCUGUGGUCGAAGCGCGGCUCCGAGAAGGACUGGUGCCCAGAGGGGCACGAGCUGAAGGGACAGCUUGCCUGCGACUCCGGCUACUGCGACAAGUGUCACCGCGAGGUCAAGCAGGGCGAGCGCAUCUUCGAGUGCAAGACCUGCGACUGGUGGAUGUGCUACGAGCCCUGCUACGGCCAGGCCAUGGUGGACUCCCUGCUGCCCCUGGGGCAGGCCCUGGCCUCGGCUGGAACGGGCCGCAGCGCCGCGUCCGAGCCGAGCCGAGCCGCCGAGCAGCGGGGGACUCAGGCACCCAGCGAGGGCGGUGGCCGCGGGCAGCCGGCAUCCCUGGGGAAGGCGGGCUCCGUCCCGCGGGCGGACAGCGCGGCUGCACUGGCGCCCACCACCAUGCCGUGGGCGGGGCUUGUGGCGCCGGCAGCGAAGGCGCAGGCGCCCCAGCGGGCCGGGAGGUGGCGGCUAGGCGGGCCCCCUGCGCCGAGGGCUCCGCCGACGACGACCGCCGCGGGCCGGCGUGUCGGCAAGGGCCAGGACGGGUACGGCUGGCUGCCGGCGCAGCACGCUCAGCUCGCCGGCGAGGCCGAGCGGCACGACAGCGCGGUGCGCCAGCGGCUGGACGAGGAGAGAGCCCUGCUCGCCGCCGAGGAGAGGCGCUGGGAGGUGGCGCACAGGGCCCUGCUGAAGUCUGCGCAGAAGGAGGCCCCGCGCUUGCCGCCGGCCCCGCCGCGGCCCUCCCGGGACGUGGCGGCGCCCGCCCUGGCGCCGACGGUGCCGGCGCUGGCGGAGGUGGCUCCGCCGGCGUCCAGCUCGGGGGCGGUGCCCGUCCCGGCGCCCACGGUGCCAGCCCUGGCGGCGCAUCUCGGGGCCGCGCCCGUGCUGGCCCCGACGGUGCCUGCGCUGACGGAGGUGGCGGCGGCGGAGCCGAUGCCCGAGCAGGCGGCGCCUGCCCUGGCGCCGAUGUUCCCUCCCGCGGAGGCGCCCGAGGUGGCGCCGCCCGCGGCUGCUCAGGCACGGCGGCAGGACGACUCGGCUUUCGUCACUGCUGGCGGUGUCCCAGCGGCUUCGGUGGGCGGCGGCGGCGGGGACGGUGAGCUCGAGGAGCAGGCAGAGGAUGACCCAAGCGCGGUCACCCUGUCCCUGGCGCCUGGGAGGCACGGGAUCAUCUACGACCCAGAGACUGGCCUGGUGUACAGAGUGGUCGAAGGCAGGCAGGGCUUUGACCUCGGCGUGCAGCCCGGGUGGUACGUCAACGGCAUCGAUGGCAGGGCGGUUGACGGAGACAGCGUCAAUGCCGCGCUGACGGCCCGACAGGCGGGGUCCAAGCCGUACCAGGUGUCUUUUCGGAGGGACGCCGUGGAGCUCUCGAUGACCCUGCCAGGUCUGGACUACGGCAGGCUGAGCCAGGACAGGGGCCUGACGGAAGGGCUGAAGGCCCGGGUGAGGCGGGCGGCCGCGGAGGUGGCCGCGGUGCCCCUGCACAGCGCGCACGUCCUGCUGGGCCCGGGCGAGUCUGGCACGGAGCUCAUCGCCACCGUGCUGCCGCGCGGCCACGACGCGCUGGCCCUGGCGAGGCGGCUGGCCCUCCCACGGACGAUCGCGCUUCUGGCUCAGGCGAUAGCUCCGCUGCCCGGCGUCGACGCGUGCGCGACGUGGCCCCUGCGCGUCGUCGGCAUCGAGGUGGCCACGGGGGUCCACGUAGACAGGCCGCCAGAGAUGGAGGUCCCGCGGCCCGGGGAGGACGAGGAGGUGCUGGACAUCGACGACGCCGCCCACGCGAGGUAUACGCCGGUGACCGACUUCCGUGAGGCUCGUUGCCGCGCCUUCCACGAGACGCGCUGCGCCCGCGGCGGGCUGUGCAAUUUCAUGCACAUCAAGCACAUCCCGAGGGCUGUGAAGAGGAGGUUGGUGCGGGAGAUGUACGACGAACACCCGGAGUACAAAGGCCCCGCGAGCCGUGCCAGAAGCAGGAGCCCGAAGAGGAGAAAGGCGGAGACCGCGAAGAAGCGGCAGUCCACGCCGGAAAGGCGGGCUAUGAUCGCGGAGUGGAACAAGGAGAGGAAGGCGGAGCUGGAGGCGCAGGCCGCGUCCGCGGUGCUGGCGGCGCCGCUGGCGAUCACGAGCGGCGCCGCCAGCCAGCCUCCCCCGCCGCUGAUGCAGCCGCCAACCAUGCAGCCGCCUGGCGUGCCCCCGCCGCUCAUGGUGCCGCCAGCCCUCACGAGGUGACCGCGGGCCGCCGGUGGAGCGGGCAGCGGCGACGGAUUCAUCCUCAGGCCUCCAGCGGUGUGUUCACUUCUUGCCAUCGGGAUGUGUCUUUUUCUGGAGGGGUGGGUGGGGCGGAGGGCUCCGUCUCCGGCCGCCCGUCCCGGCUCGCGGGGCUUCCGCUUGUGUACAGCCCAGCCCGCCGCUGCGUCCGGUUGCCAUAUUAUCACUCCGGGGUCGGGCGUCGUUGCGUAUUGGGGGGCAGCGUCAAUUUGUGAGAGGCUGCGCGAGAGGCCGACCGCCCGCGCGCGGAAACGGAGCGGCCGAUGUCGAGCCCGCGCGCCGCGAGGAAA
Prorocentrum cordatum is the source of this 2624-nucleotide messenger RNA. The record is from the annotation of a GenBank genome assembly. Lineage: Eukaryota; Dinophyceae; Prorocentrales; Prorocentraceae.